Seriola aureovittata is the source of this 8800-nucleotide messenger RNA. It is a transcript of the gene ano2b, whose product is annotated as anoctamin 2b. Lineage: Eukaryota; Metazoa; Chordata; Actinopteri; Carangiformes; Carangidae. The transcript has 26 exons. The record is from RefSeq and is a predicted model, not a curated record. Bases 548 to 3667 code for a protein of 1039 amino acids. Gene Ontology annotation, molecular function: chloride channel activity; protein dimerization activity. Gene Ontology annotation, cellular component: plasma membrane. Gene Ontology annotation, biological process: chloride transmembrane transport.
UUUUAAGAAGCAAAUACAACUUCUAAAAAGAGCCAGGGAUGACGGGAAUUUGACUCAUCAACUAUGUCCCCAGGCAGAAAUGUGUGGAUUAUGUUCAGUAUAACGGGAUUUUGAGCCUCAGCAUCAAACCUGACAACACACUGAAGACGGACAUCUUUUACAGUGUGGCACGCUCCGUGCCAAAAGCCCCGGCGGUGCGCAGGCAGCCUCCAGAUCACACAGUUGGGUAGAUGUGUAUCACCAGCGUGUGAUCAGGCUGCUGGACUCUGCGGGCUGCUGCCUCCUCAAUCUGACACAUUCUCCUUAAACCGAACAAUGAAAGGUGCUUCAGAGGAGCCGUCGCUCCUCGCGGACUGUGGACUACCUGGAGUGACCUCCAGUGUCAUGUGGGGAUGAUGGGGAUGAAAGUGGUGGUGAUGAUGAUGAUGAUGAUGAAUGCGGCUGUUUUUUUCUGCGGAGACCGCCAACUUUCACCUCUGCUCUUCUUCUUCUUUUGCUUCGUCUUCUUCUUCUCCCGCUUCCCUCUGUGUCUCUAAAGCGCAACAGCAUGCAGAUGUCCCCGAGUGAAGACAAGAUCCCAACAGAGGAGGAGACGAGCCACUGCACAGUCGAGACGUCUGAGGAGUGUUAUGCUCGCCAGGCUCAACGGGUCGUGAGUUCAACUUCAAGCCCUCAGUGCAACAGAGAUGGCCUUUGCUUCUCUGAUGGCCGACGGAAAGUUGACUACGUUCUGGUCUUCCAUCAGCGGCGGCACGGUUCCAUUCGAGCUCCUGCCGGCACCUCACAAGACCGAUUAUCUAUUGUUUCCAAUGGCAACUUUCUCCAGUCGGGGGGCUCGGACGCGGCAGCAGGAAGAGAAGUGAGCAUGCCAGGAGGGGAGGCCGUGAGCGCCGGUGAGGUGUUCAUGGAACUCGGAUUUGCAGGAGGGAACGAGCCAAUGGAGCCGGCUGACCAUGAGAUGCAUCUGAUCAGACAAGAGUUUGAGGCCAACCUGGUGGAGGCUGGCCUGGAAAUCGAGAGAGACAAAGAGUUGAAGGCCCACGGCCCCAGCUUCACUCGUCUCCAUGCGCCCUGGCCGGUACUCUGUCGAGAGGCCGAGUUUCUCAAGAUUAAAGUCCCCACCAAAACGAGUUACGAACUUAAAGAAGAAAGUGGCUUUGGGUCCAGUAUGAGCACAGUGUGGAGGAAAAUGAAUCAACCUUUUCAGCCCAAAGUACCACAUCAGGACCAUGAGAGCACCAAGUUUCUUUCACACUGCUUCUCCAGGGACAAGCUCCACCUGUACAACAUUACAUCAAAAGACACAUUCUUUGACAAUGCCACAAGAGGCCGAAUAGUGUACGAGAUUCUGAGACGAACAGUGUGUGUACGAACCUGUCAAACCAUAGGCAUCAGCACAUUGAUAGCUAAAGGCAUUUACGAUGCUGCCUUCCCUCUCCACGAUGGUGACUACAGGGUCAUCGGACACCUCGAGGAGAGGAAUGACAGACAGGUUCUGCAUGAAGAGUGGGCCAGAUACUCAGCCUUUUACAAGUACCAGCCCAUUGAUCUCGUCAGGAAGUACUUUGGGGAGAAGAUCGGUCUUUACUUCGCAUGGCUCGGUGUUUACACUCAGCUGCUCAUACCAGCCUCCAUCGUGGGGAUCAUUGUGUUUGGCUAUGGGGUGGCGACAGUGGACACUAACAUACCCAGCCUGGAGAUGUGUGACGAGCGUCUGAAUUUCACCAUGUGUCCUCUGUGUGACGGAGCCUGUGACUUCUGGCAGCUCAGCACCGCCUGCGGCACUGCCAGAGCUUCACACCUCUUCGACAACCCCGCCACCGUCUUCUUCGCCAUUUUCAUGUCUCUGUGGGCGGUGCUGUUCCUGGAGCACUGGAAGCGUCGACAGAUCAGUUUGAGCUUCAGCUGGGAUCUGACAGGCAUUGAGGAAGACGAGGAACAUCCCAGGCCAAGAUACGAGACCAUCCUCCUUCAGAAGAGACAGAGGAAGCAGAAAAAUAAGAAAAAGAAGAAAAAGAAUGAGCCAGAGAAGCAGGAGGACGGGACAGUGACAGGGAAGGACAGAUGGAGACAAAAACUACUGUCUGCCAUGGCUGCAGGAAUACCGACUGCCAUAGACAAAUUGACCUGGAAAGACCGUCUUCCUGGAUACUUCAUCAACGUUUCCUCUAUCCUCUUCAUGUUUGGGCUGACGUUUUCAGCAGUCUUCGGGGUCAUUGUCUACCGAAUCACAGUGUCGGCCCUGAUGGCAAUGAGCCCCGACCCGGAGACCAAGUCCAACGUUCGGGUGACAGUGACGGCCACUGCGGUCAUCAUUAACUUAGUGGUUAUUCUGAUCCUUGAUGAAAUCUACGGAGCUGUGGCAGUGUGGCUGACCGAGCUAGAGAUUCCCAAAACGGAAACCAACUUUGAGGAGCGACUCAUCCUCAAAGCCUUCCUGCUCAAGUUUAUGAACGCAUAUGCUCCCAUCUUUUAUGUGGCUUUCUUCAAGGGCCGGUUUGCAGGUCGACCCGGAAAUUAUGUGUAUGUCUUUAACGAUUAUCGGAUGGAGGAGUGCGCUCCAGGAGGCUGCCUCAUUGAGCUGUGCAUUCAGCUCAGCAUCAUCAUGCUGGGGAAACAGCUAAUCCAGAAUAACAUCUUUGAAAUCGGCAUCCCGAAGUUGAAGAAGCUGGUGCGAGCACUGAAGGCUAAAGGAUCAGCAGAGAAGGAGAGGGAGGAGGAGAGGCCUCCACAGCAGUGGAACCUGGACUACGCCCUGGCUGCCUUUGAAGGCCUCACACCUGAGUACAUGGAGAUGAUCAUCCAGUUUGGGUUCGUCUCUCUGUUCGUGGCUUCGUUCCCGCUCGCUCCUCUCUUCGCCCUCCUCAACAACGUCAUCGAGAUCAGACUGGACGCCAAGAAGUUUGUUACAGAGCUACGCAGGCCAGUAGCCGUACGAGCUAAAGACAUUGGUAUAUGGUACAACAUACUGAGUGGAAUGGGAAAAUUCUCAGUCAUUAUAAAUGCCUUCGUGAUCUCCUUCACAUCAGACUUCAUCCCUCGGCUCGUCUACCAAUACAUGUACAGUCAGACUGGCACCAUGCACGGCUUCAUCGACCACACACUGUCCUACUUCAAUGUGUCCAAUUUUAAGCCCGGCACGGCACCGCAGAGCUCCGGAGACAUCCCCGUCUGCCGGUACAAAGACUACAGGGAACCCCCUUGGUCUCAAGAUGCAUACCAGUUCUCCAAACAGUACUGGUGUGUCCUGGCUGCAAGACUGGCUUUCGUCAUACUGUUCCAGAACCUGGUGAUGUUCCUCAGCCUUGUGGUUGCCUGGGUGAUCCCUGAUGUCCCCAAAACCAUCAUGGAGCAGCUCAAACGGGAAAAGAAGCUUCUGGUUGACGUCUUCUUAAGGGAAGAGAAGGAAAAAUUCCAGCUCAUCCAGAGCCUCUUCGCCAAGGACACCACCCCCCAGCCAGGCAGCCAAGUGCCCCAUCCAGGACAGGGCAUCCCCCUUCCAGGCCGCUACAGUACUCUACCCCCAGGCCCCACACAGGCCUCGACUGAAGAUGGAGGAGGAGGGCCGAGGGUGAGAUGUAGGGCCGCCAGCUUCAGCCAGUUCACCAGGAAGAAUACCCCGUUACCUAGGAAUGAAAAUGAAAAUUCAAGACACACGGCAGUGUGACAUCACACACACGUGUGUAUGGGUGCCUCAGCUGGGCCUCAGGACUGUGUUGCUCGGGUGAUUCAGUCCAUAUAUUCUUUGUCUGUGUCUCUUGUAUCCUGGUGUGUGUGACACAGUACAGCUGUGAUUGAAAACAUCACAGCCUAAUUUCGAACAUGACAUCUGAUUCAUUGGUCUCAGUGUGAUUGAAUGUGCAAUGUUACAUUGGUUGAAUGGGUGUGUAUGUUGUUCGUAUUCGCACUGACUGUUCACCUGAUAAAGUGUUAUAAUUUUUACUUUUUGGUAAAAAUAAAUUAUUUAGCGAGGCACACUAGCUUCAUAGCGUAGACAAGCAAUAAUUACUGUAUUAGGCUGAACAAACGAAUAUUACAAGAACCUGGAAGACUGGAGAUAAAGACAACUAUGGACUAAUAAACAGAUUCACUAAUGAACACUUAAAUGGAUUGAUGGACAUUGUGGUUCACUACUAGUGCUGGAGACUGUCAGAAGUUUCCUGCUUAUGUGCUUAUGCUUUUUAUGUUUUUUGUUUUUAACAGAAUUUGUAGCAGCUCCAAUGUUUCCACACCUUUCAAUGCUCAAAGCACAUCAGCCUCAUAGAAGAGCAAAUCUUUCUUCUUUUUUACAGCAUUUACUGUGUUCAAGCUUAUUCUUCAUAGAAUUCAGGAAUCACUUUGAAUCAUUUUCACACUUUACUAAAAUUGAAUUGUCGGUCUACACACAGCUGCUGCUCAUUGUUUCUCUACAACCCACCCCACGUAUUGAUGGAUGGUUGCACAUCCCAAUGUGGCACAUUGUUGAAUGCCACGCAGAUUCCACUCCAAGUUAUAGUUUUAGAAUCAGAUGAACUGUGAAGCAUUUUUCUUGUCAGCCAUAUGCAUUUAUUCAGCUGUCUGUAGAACGAUCUAAUGACUACACUUAAUGAGCUUUGAAUGCAAAGAGAAAGUCGACUCUUUUGCAAACUGUGAAUGUGAGCGAGGUACAAAUGAUCUGUUUUUAUUAUCAAGGGAACAAAUACUUCACUAAAUCUACUACCAAGAUAGAAGAGCUUGCAUAAAAAAAGUUAAUGGUGUCAUCUUCUGGCAGCCAUAUUGGAGAUUUGUUUAGAUACAUAAACUGUAAACAUUUUGUAAUUGGGCUGUGUGACUGAACCAGUCAUUUUAACACUGAUACAUCUGAUUGAUUUUAUGUUUAGAUCAUUCAGCUUAUUAGCUAGCUAACAUACUAUUUGGUCUAACUAUUGCUGUAUACUGUAGUAACUUGUUAGCAUACUACUUAAAUUAGUUUUUGCAUGUUAAAGUCAAACUGAAAUUUGAAUUUUUCUCGCGUUUUCAGUAUGGAAAUAUAAGCUAUGACAUUUGGGAGACUGGACUAGGAGACAUGUUGUCAACUUCUGUGAUAUAGUACGUAUUGGUCAUAGUCACAGUCAUAGCCCUGUUGUCCGCAAACAUUAAUAGCCUACAAUGGUGGGUAUGAAAUCACUCACUAUUUUCUAAAAGGUGCGCCCGUAUGGCAUUUUAUUUCAGUGUCCGAACUCUGAUCACAAAAACAGAAGUGUCGAAGACAUAUACACUCCUCUGCAAACAGUCUCACAAUAAAAUGCUCCACAUUUUAUAGAUGCAAAAUUACUUUUGCCCAACUCAACAGCUGACAGUGAUGAUACAAAAUGUAGACAAUAAUUGAACGAGGUAUUUGUUAAGUUUGCUAUUGCUACAUAGCCAGUGUUAGCAUUAAUAUCUGUUUACUUACCAGUCGAGAAGAAACAUUGCAAAUCCAGCAUCAAAAUGAAUUCCUUUACUCACCAACAGCUGUCUCCAAUGGUGGAAAUUAACACCAAUAAUAACUCUUGUCUCUAUCAUCUCUUUUAUUCUACUGAAGUUAGCACGCCAACGAGCUAGCCCCGGCCCGUCUCGUCACUUUCCGAUAGCAACUCACUGUAGCCUCAAAUCUGCACUAAAGAAAAAGGGCAUAUUAUAACCUCUCAUAAACGCAAUGAUGGCUGAAGCUCUUUUCAAGCGACAAUCACCAACACCCGCUCAUGGCAAGUCGAUAAUUGCAGUCAUUGUGGCAUGUCCAGGUUAAACUCUUUGUAAAACAUGAACAGAUACAUAAAUGAUAGAAUCUUUCUUUCAUCAUCUAAUCUGAUCGUCAUCAUAAAAAAAUGUUAUACUGAAAUAAAUAACACUCCCUGCACUAGUUGUGCUAACACUAUCACAGCCCCUCCUUAUUAAAGCCAUCCAUACUGUGCACAUUGCCUUUUUACUGGUGGGACUUCCUGUGUAAGCUACUGUUUUAGAGUGGCGAAGAAGAAUUGAUUGAGGGGAAAACUGACAUUUUAUCUGGGUGUGAAAGGUUACUAAUAAAUUACAUAGACUCACGCACUUGCCAAUACUUGAUACCGCAUUGUUGGCAAUUUCGUAGGCAUUUCUCUCACUAGUAUCAGUAUUGGAACAACUCAAAUCUUGGCAGAAAAAUUAAUAAAACUCAAAUUUUGUUGGUAAUUACAUUUUUGAGCAAAAGUAUUCAAGUCAAAACAAACACCAAGGAUAACUCUAUGCUCAUUUCUUAGCAAAAAUGAAUUUUAAUUUCGGUUCAACUGUAAUGAUGGACGUGUGAAACGAUCUGGUCAUGGUGUGGAAGAGUCAGUUCUGCUGCCAAUAUGUCUUUUUGGCUGAGGUAUGCAAACUCAGAGAUGAAUGGGCGCCAUCUUGGAACACCACAUCCAGUUCUUGUUGACGUUAACUUGCCGACAUGCUGUAAACCUUCAGUGCUGUUUCAGAGGCCCUGUGACUGCUCUUGUGUUUCCUGUACAACACAACAUUUGUCUGCUCAGUUGAGACUCUGUGACAGACUGUUAACUUAAAUGUAUUCACAUGGAAGGACAUUGUGAUAGUUGAGUUUCCUGGUUUCUGUCAUAAGAGAAAUGUUCAUCUUUACCUUACCCAUACUUUACCUAAUACAUGAUUGUUGAUAGAUCAUGAAAUGAUUUUUACAUGUUGUGUUAUCUGUUUGCUUUCAUCUCAUUGGUUUGUUCUUUUUUAAAUUUAUUUAUUCAUUUUUUGGCCCUUUUUGACAAGGUGGUCCUAGAGAGAUUGCCUGGCCAAAAGAAAAAUACUCCGAAAGUAAACUCACGAGGCUGAAGCAGGUUUCUGUGCUUGCUAGAACGUGGCACUGCGACCAGUUAACCUCAAUAUAUUCAGAUAAACCUACAUGUACAGACAAUGAAAUGUUUAUUGAUAAUUUUCUCAGGUACCUGUUUCCUCUUGUAGGCCCCUCUACUUGUAGAUUCCCAUAUUGUUUGGCAAGAGAUGAGGAAGGGAAAACUGUGUCAGGGCUUGGUUGGUAACCGGUACGUCACACAUGCGAAGACAGUAGCUAGUUAAGAGAUGAGUGAUGACAAAAUCUUCCAUUGUCUUUCCCCCCGCCCUUUCAGCUUUCCAACUGGUUGUCCCACUACAGAAGAAAUACAAAAGUAAGGGGUCUGUUAAAAAUGUAAUAUCUACUAAAAUGUAUUUUUGUAAAAUUAUUCUGUCAGUCCCAUUGUAACUGAAGAAAACUCAUAAAACAGAAAUAAAAGCAAGAGAAAAAGUGAGUCCACAAACACAACAUUUAGAUGCUCAUGUUACGCUGCACCAAAUGUGCAAGCAGUGACGACAUUGGUACAUCAGAGCUCUGUUUCUGAAGGCAACUCUGCCACGUAGUGCUCGAAAGUGUCCUUGCAAGUUUUAGACCAACACAGGUCUUAUUUCCCCUCCCGGUGCCCACGUUGUUUGAAAAAUAACCCAUCUGAGCACCCAUGGGUCGUUGGUCUUAAAAGGAGGUGUGGUGUGGCAUUGGCACGAUUGACCACCCAACCUGGUCUUAAGUGUCUUAAGAAGAACAUUCUUUGUGACAUGCCUGUACAUGGGGCAUGAGGCUCUGCAGAGAAUCGUUCUUUCUUACUACCUGGUGCAUCUUCCGCAGUAUUUCCCAUCCAUCACCUACAUUUGUCACCACAGUUUCAUCACGAACCGAAGAUUUAUACACUUCACUUCACUGUAGAGCUGUGCAGAGCCCGUUGAUUCACUCAGCCCUUCCCUGCCCUUCAGUGUGCACAGAGCUGCUGCGUUCAUGGCAGGACUGGACCCACAGGUUGGUCACAACAUGUGAUCAACCUGUCACGAUUAGAAUCCAACUGUGUUUGAGACACUGCACCAUUGUAAUAUCAAUGCGCCAAGGUGCAAGCGCGCCUUACUUUUAAAGGGAAUGGGAGAUGGCACUGUGAUUGGUUUAUUGGCUGUUACGCCCAAAACACUCCCAUGAUUGAUUAAGAGACUAAGUAAAACCCUUUUGAACCACACACCUGGCAGCAGCGACCGUUUUUUUCCCACAGUUAAAAUAGUAAAAGUGACGUGGACACGCCCUAAAUGCACUUUGCGCCACACGCUUCAGACCGUGCGCUUUGGAUUGUUAAAACAGACCCCGAAACAUCUCAUCUCUCGUUUGAGCCUCUGACCACCCACACACAGUUUUAAGCUGGUUUAUAACUAUUGGUUUAUCAUUCCUACAUAUGUGAUAAUGUUCUGGUCUGCUCACUGUUGGUUUGAGUUAAACCUCUCUCAUAUGAAGCGAUGAACAAACUCACAGCUUUUCCCCCAAACAGCAGGUGAAUUCAUCCAUUUCUUUUAAACAACUACCUCUCACUGGCAUUUUUGCAGCUUUAAACAGGUUAUCAGUAUUGUGCAGUAUUCCUUCCUUUUUUCUGUUUUUUAAUUGUAGAAUCACAUUUUCCUCUUUCAUUGAUUAUAACAAAUAGUGGGACAGCAGCAAUGUUUAGUUAGUUUUCUGUAUCCAAACUAAAACCAUGAACGGAGUCGUGCCACAGGUGAAGGUUCAAGACGGAGGCAAACUGCUGGUUUUACCCUGAUGGAAAAUAUGGAUAAGAAACUUAAUGAGUGAAGUGAGUUGCUGAAAAAACAGCAUGUAUUUUCAAUGGAAAUAAAGUGACUUCCUGAGUUUGAAAAAAGUGGACACAUGUAGGUAGAAGCUAUAGCAAAAGCAAUAUGUAAAACUCUGGACAUUCUUUUGUGUCAUAUGAUGUACUGUGAAAAUCCAUCAUCUCUUAGUAAAUGAGUGUAUGUCAUGUUGUACACUUUA